Molecule: messenger RNA, 1354 nt
Organism: Ixodes scapularis (black-legged tick)
Lineage: Eukaryota; Metazoa; Arthropoda; Arachnida; Ixodida; Ixodidae
Exons: 2
Coding region: 14-559 (181 amino acids)
Source: RefSeq, a predicted model, not a curated record
GUUUUUGUCAUCGAUGGAUAUGACGGACGCGUUGAACCUCCUCACGAAGUAUGUCCCGUGGACGACGGCGGUGCUCCUCUGGACUUUGAACGAGGCGACCUGCUGGACCUUGGACGGCCGAUUAGUGACGUCAUACCGGGCUUCCUCAAACACAGACGUCUCCGAGGAAUACGAGCCGACUUCCGGAUUCGCCCAACAUCCGCCCAACGAUAACUCCACGACGACCGCCACGAAGGCCGCCAAGACAGCCAACCCAUUCUUGCUAGUAGCGCUGGUGGUUAGCGCCCUUUUGGUCCUGGUGCUGACUUUCGCGUACCUCAUUCGGAAGCACGAGCCCCAAGACGACGACCCCAACAUCAACUUCCAACAUCAGCAGUCCAACGUGGGCUUCGAGCCCGACUCCGAAGCCAAUUCAUCCAUGACACCCUUACCUCCGUCGUACGAUGACGUCGUCAAGGUGCCCUGGACCGUCUGGGCAGCCACACAGCAACAAGGAACCGGUGCCACUCCGCCACCGUCCUACGAAGACGUCCACAAGAUGUUCCCAUUUCCAAAGUGAUGGACCUUCAUCUAGUUCAAGAAGAGACUGGUUGAUUGCGGGGAUAUGAAAUCCCGGUCGUGAUGUCAGGCUGCCCGUCCAGGUGGCCAAUCCGAUGGCACGCCCAAUGGUACAUCCAGUGUCAGACGGAAUGGUACAUCCAGUGGUUCACCUGGUAGGGCUUGCAGUGGUGCGUCAUGUGUGACCUCGGAUGCCGUAUUCAGUAAAGGCACAUACAAUGGAAUACCCGGCGUGGCAUCUAGAGAUUCAUCCGGCGUUAUAUCUGAUACAAGGCCAGGUGGCACGUCCGAUUCAACACUCAGUGGCAUAACCGGUAGUGAACAGUGAUCAACCUACACUACAACGACAAUAGGCGCUAUAAUUCCCGUGGAGAACUUAGCAGUACAUUCAGCAGAUAAGGUGGAGUUACGCCUCACUCCGGAUGGAUUCCAGAACGGGCAGGUCACGUACUCCAGGCUGGUGAGUAUUGUGAACUCAAGCCAGAUACCAUGCCGAGUGUAGGUACGACGUGCUGUUACUGAAGGGUCCCCAAGCAACCUGACAGAGGACGUAGGGUGUUAAAAAGUGUUUGAUCAUCAUAAUGUGAAGUGUGAAGUGAAAUGGAGUGAAAUGAACGAGUGUUCGGUCAUCAUCAAAAGGAGUUCCAAAACUCAAACAUCGACUUGCAACGUUGGCUGUGUGGUCGAGAUUUUCAUUGGACCACGCAAAGCAGCAUACAAGCACGAUCUCUAAGAAUCACGGAACUUUGACAAUCAUACCUUAAAGGACACACAAAUAAAAUCAGUUCAAUUAUUA